Molecule: messenger RNA, 3725 nt
Organism: Gasterosteus aculeatus aculeatus (three-spined stickleback)
Lineage: Eukaryota; Metazoa; Chordata; Actinopteri; Perciformes; Gasterosteidae
Gene: ptprea
Product: protein tyrosine phosphatase receptor type Ea
Biological process (GO): protein dephosphorylation
Molecular function (GO): protein tyrosine phosphatase activity
Source: RefSeq, a predicted model, not a curated record
CUUCCUCUUUUAGUCACUUUGGGCGGAGCCCAGUCAGGAAGUGCCGCUAGCUGAGUCCUUCUCGUGCUUAGAGAGAAGAGAGCAGGCGGGCUGAGGCAGCGGACCUAAACGGGGCAACGGCAAGAACGCGUUUUUUUACAAGAUUUGGACUAGAGAGCUGUUUUUCCAGAGACAUUGGCUAAUGAGAAAGAAUAGCUUUUCAAGUUUAGGAUGGUUAAAAAAACAGAGAAAAGCAACCGUCACAACAGUUGACAAGAAGGUACCAAAUGGCAUCUUGGAGGAACAAGAUAGGGAUGCCAGUAGGAUACACUGCUUGCAAACGCCCAGACGCGGCAGUAACAAAGCACGGAGCAAAUAUCGAGAGUUUGGAUACAGUACUGAGUCAUUAUACACCCCUGUGCCACCAGAGCAACAGACGGUGGUGCUCCUGCCGCAAUCCGCUUCAGCCUCCAAAACCUACUUCCCCCUCCCAGUGGGUCACCUGGAGGAGGAGCAGAGGCUCCGCUCAGCUGACGACGGCAAGCUCUUCAGGGAGGAGUACAACUCCUUGCCAGGAGGUAAUGCCCAAGGGACGUAUGAGGAGGCCAACAAGGACGAAAACAAGGAGAAGAACAGAUAUCCCAACAUCCUUCCUUAUGAUCAUUCAAGAGUGGUGUUGACUCAGCUGGAUGGGAAUCCCUGUUCAGACUACGUGAAUGCGUCUUACAUUGAUGGUUACACGGAAAAGAACAAAUUCAUAGCAACACAAGGGCCAAAAGAAGAAACCGUGGCAGACUUCUGGAGGAUGAUGUGGGAGCAGAAAGUAGCGACUGUUGUCAUGCUGACAAACUUAAAAGAAAGAAAGGAAGACAAGUGCUACCAGUACUGGCCGGAUCAGGGCUGUUGGAGCUACGGCAGUGUGAGGGUGGCGGUGGAGGACUUCACUGUCCUCGUGGACUACACCAUACGCAAGUUCUGCAUACAACACCAAGCCACCGACGCUGCCAAGACUCCCAGACUGGUCACCCAGCUCCACUUUACCAGCUGGCCCGACUUCGGAGUUCCUUUCUCCCCCAUCGGCAUGCUCAAGUUCCUCAAAAAGGUCAAGCUGGUCAACCCGCCCUUCGCCGGGCCCGUCGUGGUCCACUGCAGUGCCGGUGUCGGGAGGACUGGGACCUUCAUCGUAAUCGACGCCAUGAUCGACAUGAUGCACGCGGAGCAGAGAGUUGACGUGUUUGGGUUCGUCGCCAAGAUUCGAGAGCAACGCUCGCAGCUCGUCCAGACAGAUAUGCAGUACUCCUUCAUCUACCGGGCCCUGCUUGAAUACUACCUCUACGGAGACACGGAGUUGGACGUGUCCUCACUGGAAGGACAUCUGCAAAAAUUGCACAACACCUUCACCACCGGUGACCGGGUCGGCCUGGAGGAAGAAUUUAGGAAACUGACCAACAUGCGAAUAAUGAAGGAGAACAUGAGAACGGGGAACCUUCCUGCCAACAUGAAGAAGAACCGAGUUCUGCAAAUUAUUCCAUAUGACUUUAACAGAGUAAUUAUCUCCAUGAGAAGAGGUCAGGAGUUCACCGAUUACGUCAAUGCAUCUUUUAUUGAUGGCUACAGGCAGAAGGACUACUACAUUGCCAGCCAGGGCCCUCUGACACACACAGUGGAGGAUUUCUGGAGAAUGGUGUGGGAAUGGAAAUGUCACUCCAUUGUGAUGCUCACGGAGCUCCAGGAGAGGGAGCAGGACAAAUGUUGUCAAUACUGGCCAGCAGAGGACUCUGUCACCUACGGGAAUUACACAGUUGAGUUGAAGGGAGACACCUUGUGUGACACAUUCAGCCUACGAGACUUGGUACUCACCUUUGCCCCGGAGAAACAGACAAGGGUGAUCAGGCACUUCCACUUCCACGGCUGGCCGGAGGUCGGCAUCCCGGCCGAGGGGAAAGGCAUGAUUGACAUCAUCGCCUCGGUGCAGAGACACCAGCAGCAGUCUGGGAAUCACCCCAUCGUUGUACACUGCAGCGCUGGUGCAGGGCGAACAGGUACGUUCAUCGCACUGAGCAAUAUCUUGGAGCGAGUGAAGGCCGAAGGGCUGCUGGACGUGUUCCAAACUGUGAAGAGUUUACGCAUGCAGAGGCCCCACAUGGUCCAAACUGUGGAACAAUAUGACUUCUGCUACAAGGUGGUACAAGACUUUGUGGACAUUUUCUCAGACUAUGCCAAUUUUAAAUGAUGAGAUUUGCCUUAAACAUGGUUUUUAAUGUUGUUUUCUAAAGCUGCUUUGUCAGUUCAUUGUGUUUCUUUAACUUGGUCAAAUGAUCUAUUUUGCUAUGCACUUGUCCUACCAUUAACUCCAUCCUCGCUGUAAUAUAUUCUAUGUCAGUGGAUGAAAAUUGUAAAUGAAAAAAAAGUUAGAUUAAUAAUGUAUAUUUCACAUCAUGUAAGUUAACUCGUUUUGUCAUGAAGUGUUGUUUCAAAGUCUCUUUCUUUCAGUUUGUUGUAUAAUACUGUAUUUUAAAUGUUUAUGUAAGUGCUAUUUUGGAUUGACGACGUAAUACUUUUAAGAGUUGCAGUUAUUGUAAAUGUAUUUAUGUAUUGACCACGACAUUCCAAUUUUGAGUUUGGAGAAAAAUAACGGAAUGUUUUUUUUGUUUUUGUUUUUGUCAUUUAUUGAUGACUUCUAUCUGAGAUUAGAGGCGACAUUUAAGCUACAUGCCCAUUUCCAAUGGAAAUAUUGUCAGAAAAAAAUGAAUCACAGCCAUAAUGCCAAGAACAAAGUUAUGCAACAGAGGCUAAGAUGACAAAACAGGUUGAUUUCCAACAUGAAUUCCGGCAGAACCUGCACAGUUAGGAGUAUCCUAGUCAUUAAAUACCAUCAACAAAAGAGGUAUGCAACUGCAUUUAACAUGGAUGUAACAGUCUGCCUUUUGUCUGUAGACAGCAAAAAAAUAUUUUUGCUAAAUAAAUGCAGAUUAAAAAGCACAAAACUAAGCCUUUUACCAAGAACCUGCAAUGUUCAAGAAUAUUUUUGCUUUAUUUGUAUUAUAGAUAACUUCAUAAAUCAGUGCCAUAUUUACUUGGGAGAAGCAGACGACCCUCAGUGAAAGGCGAGUGAUCCUAAGAUACGUGUCGUCACUUAAUGCAGCAGGUGGUUCAGUGCCUGCUUAAUGCCAGAGCAAAAAAACACCCAAAACUAUCAAGGUCUAGGGACUUUAUAUAGUUUGCUUGUUUUUUUUCUCCCACAUAUUUCAAAAUAAAGUAGAAUGUUUCAUUUGAAAAUGAUCUAAUGAUGAGAAAUUCAUCAGAAAGCCUCUGAAUGUGAAACUGCUUUUCUCUGCAUUUUGUCCACGGCAGAACCCCCCCACCCCUCCCUAUCUGGUACUCAAACGUUAAACCAAACACUUGCAAUGAUUUGACCCAGCUCUGCUUCAAUCCUCAAUAAAAUGUUGAAUUUUGUUAAUGCUGCAUGUAAAUACUACAUGGCAAAGUGCUAACAUUGUGAAGUUGUGCGAGUGAGCAGCAGUGUGUGUGUGCUAUCUUGUCCGUGGGGGUGCAGCAGGAGGAGGAACUUAACCAAACAACCUAUUCAGUCGGUUUAUGUUGAGUCAAUACCUUCCUCGUUGCGAGAAUUGAGAAUCCUCACUUUAACCUACAGCUCUUUGCCUCUGUUAUGUGGGUGGUCUAACCAUUUUGGAUACUCAAUGUCUUUCAAAUGCAAUUGCAGUAUUAAAUUCAUCUGAAAAUGC